CCGGCACCCCCGGGGGAGCGGGAGCGGCAGCAGCGCCCCGGGAGCGGCGGGGCCGGGAGCCCUCAGGAUGUUCCCUCAGGGACGGCACCCGUCCGGGCAGCCCUUCAAGUUCUCGGUGCUGGAAAUCUGCGAGCGAAUCAAGGAGGAGUUUCAGUUCCUGCAGGCGCAGUACCACAGCCUGAAGCUGGAGUGUGAGAAGCUGGUGAGCGAGAAGACAGAGAUGCAGAGGCAUUAUGUCAUGUACUACGAGAUGUCCUACGGCCUCAACAUUGAAAUGCACAAGCAGGCAGAGAUUGUCAAGAGGCUGAGUGCCAUUUGUGCCCAGAUCAUUCCCUUCCUGACACAGGAGCACCAGCAGCAGGUCCUGCAGGCAGUGGAAAGGGCCAAGCAGGUGACCAUGGGCGAGCUCAACAGCAUCGUCGGGCAGCAGCAGCUCCAGCAGCUCUCCCAGCACGCAGCCCCCCUCCCGCUGGCUGCCCACCCCUCCAGCACGCAGCCCCCCAGCCUGAGCACGGCCAGCUCGGGGCUCCUGGCCCUCUCCGGGGCGCUGAUGGCUCAGGUUCAGCUGGCCAAGGAGCACAGAGUGGCCCAGCAUGGGGAGAGCAGAGAGCUCUCCCCAGGCAGGAGCGUUUCAUCUUCCCCUGCCGAGAGCCUGCAGGACGAGCAGCGCAUGGGGCUGAAGAGGAAAAGGGACGAGAAGGAGCUGCCUGGGCAUUCUGACAGCGAUGGGGACAAGAGUGACGACAACCUGGUGGUGGAUGAGACCCACUCAGUGGCCCGCGCUGCCGCCUCCAAGCCCUCCUCUUCCUCACCAGCCCGUGACUCCCUCACGCCUGGCCCCGGACCCAGCUCGGCCAUCGCGCUGCGGCCACCCCCGGGCACCGACAGCGCCACUCCCUGCAGCCCCCUGAGCUCCUCCAGCCCCUCCACGUCCUCCCUGGCCGUGGUGCCCCAGGCCAGCCCCAGCCUCUGCACGGGCACCCAGCUGUCGGUGCCCCAGGCCAGCAGCACCCACGGCCGCUCACCCCUGGUGGCAUUUGAGUCUCACCCUCACCUGAGGGCCUCCACCCUCUCCUCUUCACUCCCUGGAGGGAAAGCUGCCUACUCCUUCCACGUCAGUGCAGACGGGCAGAUGCAGCCGGUGCCUUUCCCCCCCGACGCCCUGCUGGGCUCCGGCAUCCCCCGGCACGCGCGGCAGCUGCACACGCUGAGCCACGGCGAGGUGGUCUGUGCUGUCACCAUCAGCAACUCCACCAGACACGUCUACACCGGGGGCAAGGGCUGCGUCAAGGUCUGGGACGUGGGGCAGCCGGGCACCAAGACGGCCGUGGCUCAGCUCGACUGCCUGAACCGUGACAACUACAUCCGCUCCUGCAAGCUGCUCCCCGACGGGCGCAGCCUGAUCGUGGGGGGGGAGGCCAGCACCCUGUCCAUCUGGGACCUGGCAGCCCCUACGCCCCGCAUCAAGGCUGAGUUCACCUCCUCUGCCCCCGCCUGCUACGCCCUGGCCAUCAGCCCUGACGCCAAAGUCUGCUUCUCCUGCUGCAGCGACGGCAACAUCGUGGUGUGGGACCUGCAGAACCAGACCCUGGUCAGGCAGUUUCAAGGCCACACAGACGGUGCCAGCUGCAUUGACAUCUCCAACGAUGGCACCAAGCUGUGGACAGGGGGCCUGGACAACACCGUGCGCUGCUGGGACCUGCGGGAGGGCCGGCAGCUGCAGCAGCACGACUUCAGCUCCCAGAUCUUCUCCCUGGGCUACUGCCCCAUGGGAGAGUGGCUGGCCGUGGGCAUGGAGAGCAGCAACGUGGAGAUCCUGCACGUCACCAAACCCGACAAGUACCAGCUGCACCUCCACGAGAGCUGUGUCCUCUCUCUCAAAUUCGCCUCCUGUGGGAAGUGGUUUGUGAGCACGGGGAAGGACAACCUGCUCAACGCCUGGAGGGCGCCCUAUGGAGCCAGCAUCUUCCAGUCUAAGGAGUCCUCAUCAGUCCUGAGCUGUGACAUCUCUGUCAACAACAAAUUCAUCGUGACAGGCUCUGGUGACAAGAAGGCCACAGUGUAUGAGGUGGUUUAUUGACUGCUGUCACCAUCAGCAAUGGGGACACACCUUGCCCAAUGCCACCAUGGCUCACAGAGGCCUCCAGUACUGGACCUGCCCUCCUGCAGCUCUACUUUCCCUCCUCCUGCACUGCUUUCUGCACCAAACCAAGGCUCCAGCCCCAUCUCCUGCCCUGGUUCCUGCAGGAGCUGAGGGCUGGGUGUAGCCUGGCGUCCCCUGAGGCUGGGCAAGGGCUGGGCUGGACAUCCUGGGUUCUGUCUGUCCUUCAGGGAGCUGGACAGAGCCUGAGAGCCUGUGUCUCCUGAGUUACUGCUACUGACUUAACUGCACCCAUUUUCUGCUGCACAAACAGCUGUAAAUUAUCAGUAAAGAAAUGUAUUUAAAUAUGUUUUCAAUCCCUUACUAAUAAAAAUGCACAAAAGAA
Molecule: messenger RNA, 2486 nt
Organism: Melozone crissalis (California towhee)
Lineage: Eukaryota; Metazoa; Chordata; Aves; Passeriformes; Passerellidae
Gene: TLE2
Product: TLE family member 2, transcriptional corepressor
Exons: 19
Coding region: 68-2080 (670 amino acids)
Biological process (GO): regulation of DNA-templated transcription; negative regulation of canonical Wnt signaling pathway
Cellular component (GO): nucleus; transcription regulator complex
Molecular function (GO): transcription corepressor activity; protein binding
Source: RefSeq, a predicted model, not a curated record